GUGGUGACCUGCGGGGCCGCCAUGAGCGCCUGCCGGGCGGGGAGGCAGUGGCUGCUCGCCCUGGGCCUGUUCGGGGAGCUGUGCCGCGGGCGUCUGGCGCCCAGCCUCAUCGCCUGCUCGGCGUUGGUGAGCGCGUGCGAGCGCGGCGGCGCCUGGCAGAGCGCGGUGCGGCUGCUGGCGGAGGCGACCGCGGGCCGCCUCGCGCUCGACACGCCCGCGUACAGCGCGUGCAUGAGCGCGUGCGCGGGGGGCGGGGGCUGGGCGGUGGCGCUGGUGCUGCUGGAGGAGGCGCUGGCGGCGCGGCUCCGGCCAGACGCGAGGAUGUGCGGGGCGCUCAUCGCCGCCUGCGCGAGGGGCGAGAAGUGGCCGCAGGCGCUGGGGCUGCUGGCCGGGAUGCGCGCAGGCGGGCUGCCCCCGAACCUGUUCCUGAUGAGCGCGCUGGUGUCGGCGUGCGAGAAGGGGCAGCGCUGGGAGCAGGCCGUUGCGCUGAUGUCGGAGACCAGGCGCAUGGGCCUGCGCCCCAACGAGGUGACGUACAACGCGCUCGCCAGCGCGUACCAGAAGGGCCGGCAGUGGGAGCGCGCCGUCGCCCUGCUGGGGGAGCUGCCGCGCCACGGCCUGAGGGCCAAUCUGGUGACCUUCAACGCAGUGAUCGCCGCGUGCGCGGAGGAGGGCACGUGGGGGCAGGCCCUGGGCUUGUUCGCCCGCAUGCAGGGGGACGGCGUGGAGCCCGACGUGAUCACGUGCCACGCCCUGGUCAAUGCGCUCGGGAACGGUGGGCAGUGGGCGCGGGCGCUCUGGACGGCGACGGGCAUGUGGGAGAGGGGCCUGGCUCGGCCGCGAGGCCUGACGUUCGGCUACCUCAUCCAGAGGGCCGAGAGAAGGGCGACCAGUGGCGGCAGGCCGUGGCGCUGCUGGACGAGGCGCGCCGGCACCACCCGGACUCGGCUAUCGCCAGGACCCCGGCUGAGGGGGCCUUCCCCCCGCGCCGAAGUCGGGCCUGUCCCUACACAGGAG
Messenger RNA from Prorocentrum cordatum, 1017 nucleotides. The record is from the annotation of a GenBank genome assembly. Lineage: Eukaryota; Dinophyceae; Prorocentrales; Prorocentraceae.